Mucor velutinosus is the source of this 1542-nucleotide messenger RNA. RefSeq lists its product as uncharacterized. The transcript is spliced from 2 exons. Gene Ontology annotation, molecular function: sphingomyelin phosphodiesterase activity. Gene Ontology annotation, cellular component: cytoplasm. The coding region runs from base 1 to 1542 and encodes 513 amino acids. NCBI's taxonomy places the organism in Eukaryota, Fungi, Mucoromycota, Mucoromycetes, Mucorales, Mucoraceae. The record is from RefSeq and is a predicted model, not a curated record.
AUGGCAUCGGCCGUCAAGCAGACUGACAAGGAGAACGACUCACCAGCGACAUUAGAUAUCAACACUGAAAAUGACCACUUGAUGUUGAACAAUGACUAUGCGACAUCACAUAGACAAGAUCGUCGCCAGGAACAUCAUUAUCAGCAGGGAUUUGCGCCCCUAUUACAGCGUUCAACUACAAAAGAUGAUACAGAACGAUUACUACAAGAUCAUGACAGUGAGUCUGACGAGGAACUGGCUUCAUCGCCUUUUAUUGCAACCCAGAGACAGAGAAGGACAUGCUCUAUGGCAAGAAACAAGAGCAGAUAUUGCUGCUGCUUCCGCACUAGAAAAUCGUGUUUACUGGUAUGUCUAGUGGCAUGUAUUGUGCCCCUUGCAUCUUUUGUCAUUUUCUGCUCAGUGUACUUUUCUCCUGUUGCAUUACCCCAUAUUCCUGUUAGCAGCAGCAGCAGCAGCAGCAGCAAUGGCCAUGUAGAUACUGUUCCUACAUCAUUGCCACCAACAUCAUCCCCUCGUCUAUUGACAUUCAACAUGUUUAUGCGACCACCAGGCGUGAAAAACAAUGAAAACGACUACAAGAAUGAACGACUGGAUUACAUAAUCAACCAUGUCUUGCCAUUGCACGAUAUCAUCACUAUUCAAGAGGCAUUUGCCUAUGCGAAUCGACGUAUUGACCAGCUGCUGAUUGCUGCUUUUGACCAAGGCUUUUACUAUCAUGUUGCAUCACCUCGACACUAUCCUUGGGAUUUAGGAGGAGAUGGUGGCUUGCUUAUUCUAUCAAGGUAUCCUAUUAAAAAAGCCGACCGGAUUGAGUUUUCCCGUGGUGUCCAUGCAGAUUGGCUCUCCUUCAAGGGUGCGCUGCACGCUCUGAUCCAGGUGGGCGACAACAAGGAUCAGCUUGUCCAUGUCUAUACCACACACACACAGGCCUCCUAUGAUAAUGGCGGCAAGUUGAAUUUGGAUGAUACCAAAGUGAGAUUGAGUCAGUUUGCGCAUGUCCAUCAAUUCAUCCAAGACACGGCUCAGGACGAUACACAUCCCAUUUUGCUGAUGGGAGAUUUGAACGUGGACGCUGCUGUGCAUAACGGCUCUUUGCCUGAUGUGCCCUCGCAUGACAGUUCACUUGCUUACACCAUGAUGAUGGAUGUAUUAAGAGGCAAAGGCACUGAUUUGAAACUCAUUGGCGGCGAAAAUGAGAAUGAUGGAUUGUCCUACACAAGUACAUGGCGCCUCGACAAUCUCACAGAUGUGCCGUAUGCAACAUUUGGAUACCAUCCUGUGACAUUUGGCGAUUACAAAAAGACACCCAAUGGCACACUGGUACCAGCAGAAACCAUCCUCACCAGCCAUAAUCAACUGCUGACAGUGCAGAGCAUAGACAGACUGCUAUGGGCUGGCAACAGAAGCCAAAACCAUACCAUGACACUCUCCAAUAUCACAGUACAACGCUUUUUCAUAGACGGAAAGAAUGCAUCCUCAUAUCCCUUUACACAAAUAUCAGACCACUAUGGUCUCAGCGCCAUUUUACAUGCCACUACAUAA